CCACAAUGCAUUGUCAAUAACAAGCAUGGCGUCUACUGGUUAUGAUACAGGCGGCAAUGUCACGCUCGAAGCGACAUGUGUUUUUCUGUUUCAUUCCUUAGUUGUCAGAAGCCGAAAUCGACGAGAAAAUGAUGUGAGACAAGUUAUUCAGCGUCAACACUCAGUUUUGCCGAUGAUGAUUCGUCGUCGGCGAAAUUUUCGCUUAGUGUUUGCAUUGGCAUUCUCGCCCCGGCACGAACUCACCCCUGCUCAUUUCCCACUACCCUUUUAGCCUCGGGGCAAGCGACCAACCCCGGGGAUAGCAGUUUCAACCCUGGUCCCGUGUAGGGUUGAACUCGCCCCGGGGAUGAGCAAUCUCGGGGGUGGCGCGGGGUUGAGAAUUUCAAGUGGGAAUCGAGGCUUAUUUUCACCCCCUUGUCGCCCCGGGGUUACCCCCGUGAUUUCGCCUAGUGAGAAAAGGCCUCUUUACUCCAUGGUCUUCGGUAGACUCAUCGGAGUCAAGAAAUCCUACCAACCUAGCCAAGGAGUGCGGUGGAUCCAGUACUUUCAAUCACAGCUCCUUUACACUCAAGUACAAACUAGACAACAAGUUUGAAGUCAUUUUUGAGAUAUGUUUCGGUUAGUGGAGAAUGGCUUGCAGCCUGAUUGCAGCCUGCAAUACAUUUCGAGCUGGUGCCGUUGAACAACUGCACAUCUACACCAGACACCUGAAUGCACUGCAUCCAGCAGAGAAACAUGGAGGGCGCUCUCCGGUCCAGCUGUAUGAGAAAGGUUAUGGAAAGGAUGCAGCUGGUAUUGCCAUGGAAGCCAUUAAGAAGUACAUGAUUUCUUACCGGCUGAAAAAAUAUGCUCAAGAUUGCCACUUUAAUGCUGUGUUGAUCAACACAACUGGGCGGAUGCAAGACAACGAGCCACUCAUGAGAGCUCUAUCCAAGUCAAGAAUGUGGCCCGUGACAUCGCUGAGAAAUUGCGAUUCUGUCUCUACCAAGCUGGAGGGAAAAAUCAUGGGAACCCUCAGCCGUGUAACCUCCGUCAUCCGUGAAGGCAUCGAGGAGUCCCUGGUUCAGAUCUUGUCUCCGUGUCGUCGAAUCGACAUCCUUCGCGAUGCCAUGGAAGCAAGAUCUCGUGGCAAGCCUUACUCUAUGGUCUUCUGUGGAGUUAAUGGAUUGAAGAAAUCCACCGACCUAGCCAAGAUAUGUUUCUGGUUAGUGGAGAAUGGCUUCACUGUGCUGAUUGCAGCCUAAAAUGCAUUUCGAGCUGGUGCCGUCGAACAGCUGCGCACCCACACUAGACACCUGAAUGCGCUGCAUCCAGCAGAGAAACACGGAGGGCGCUCUCCGGUCCAGCUGUAUGAGAAAGGUUAUGGAAGGGAUGCAGCUGGUAUCGCCAUGGAAGCCAUUAUAGUAUGGUCCGUGAUUUCUCAUUGGCUGAAAAAAUAUGCUCGGGAUUGUCACUUUGACGUUGUGUUGAUUGACACAGCUGGGCAGAUGCGAGACAAUGAGCCACUCAUGAAAGCUCUAUCCAAGCUCAUCAAAAUCUACCAGCGAGAUCUUGUCCUGUUUGUGGUAGAGGCCUUGGUUGAAGCAGUGGACCAGUUGGCCAAGUUCAACCAUGCCUUGGCUGACCACUCAGACAUGGACCAGCCCCAACUGAUUGGUGGCAUUGUGAUCACCAAAUUUGACACCAUCGACAAUAAGGUUGGUGCCGCUAUCUCAAUGACCUACACCACUGGUCAGCCCAUCGUCUUUGUUGGUACCGGUCAUACAUACCGUGACCUUCGCAAGCGGAACAUCAAGGCUGUGGUCAAAGCUCUACUGAAAAACUAAGGUGUGCGACGUGGCAGCGAAUCAACAUUGUUAGAAUAUCAACGAAAUGGAAGUGUGACCAUCCAUUACAAAAGAAUGUAAGAUUUUAAUUUUGAUUUGUCAGGAGAAUGACAGGCAACUUACUUAUUAUUUCUCAUGGAACUCUCUUUCAUUUGAAAAUUUGUUGAAUCUUUACCUAAAAAUGCCAAAAAAUCUUUGGACAUUUCAAACAAUAACAGUUAACAAUUUUGCUUUCUGCAGAGGAAAUGGCCAUCGUUUUUGUAAUUUCAAAACCUGACCAACUUCGUUCAGGCUGUCUGCAUUUUUUUGCUUGGAAUUUCAACAAAUAAAAAAUAAAAUGCUUGGAAGAUUUGAGCUAUCAAAAGUGGACUUCAGACACUAUCGUUUACCAAAAUCUCUCUGAAAUUUAAGCCAAAACACGGCAAUAGUCAGCAUCCAGAUUGAAAACAGAAAGACAAAAGAAUUUGUCACCAACUCAAGAAAUAAUGUUCGAUCAUAAUGGCUCUUGAGUAUAGAUGCUGAGAUCUGUUUAAAAAAAAAGGUUAAUUUCAGUGUGUCAUUCUGCCAUAAAUUAUUGGAGCUAUUAUAAGAGUUUAAAACAUUCAAUUAUAUUACAAAUUACUAAUUUAUCAGAAGAAAUAUAUAUCUGUUUUAUGGCAACUGAGCACUACAGCUGACCUAAAUUUCUGAAGUUGAACGUUUAUUUAGAUGGAAAUAUGAUUUUUGUUGUAGACUGGUGCCUGACUGCCGUUUAUUACCAAAAGAUGUUCUUGACAAGUCCAGGUACUAGCACUUGCCAGGUCUCGAUAUUUUAAUUUUUCUUUUUUCGAUUCAUUUAUUUAUGUAAACCUCAAAGCUUCACAGGAUCAGUGGUAUUUACACUGAAAGUGCAUAAAUUUAUUGAAAUCAUUCAUGUUUUGUUUGAAAAAAGAUUGGACUUGAUCGUUACAGUCUGAAUUCCCUCUGUACUUUUAUUUAUUCUUUCUAUCAUGCAAUUUAGGGAAAAAACCUGAAAUUUAUAAGCUUUGACAAAGGUGAUAUUGUUACAUUUAAGUUGUUAUCUUGCUGGUAAUUUCUUUUCACUGUCCUCCUAAUGUUUGUGAGUUUGAUGUAACUUUCUUCAAACUUGUAUUUGUUCUUUCCCUUGUGAAUCAUUUAAAGGUGAGGGUUGUUCAGAAGGAAGCCAAAGGCAUUGUAAUAUAUUAUGACCGGAAUAGAGAUUGAUUUGACUCGAUCAGUAUUAAAUGACUUCUGAAUAAUGCCAAGAUAGUUUAAGUUGAAUUGCAUAUUUUUAAUU
Molecule: messenger RNA, 3123 nt
Organism: Acanthaster planci (crown-of-thorns starfish)
Lineage: Eukaryota; Metazoa; Echinodermata; Asteroidea; Valvatida; Acanthasteridae
Product: signal recognition particle receptor subunit alpha homolog
Biological process (GO): SRP-dependent cotranslational protein targeting to membrane
Cellular component (GO): endoplasmic reticulum membrane
Molecular function (GO): signal recognition particle binding; GTP binding; GTPase activity
Source: RefSeq, a predicted model, not a curated record